Molecule: messenger RNA, 669 nt
Organism: Guillardia theta CCMP2712
Lineage: Eukaryota; Cryptophyceae; Pyrenomonadales; Geminigeraceae
Exons: 1
Coding region: 1-669 (222 amino acids)
Source: RefSeq, a predicted model, not a curated record
AUGAGUCUAAGCGAGCAAGAGGGCGAGCAGGUUGGGAGGAGGAGCGUCCUUUCCCUCCUCUCCACACUAGGCGCUGCUCAGCUAGUCUCCUCCUUCUCCAAGGAUGCGGUGGCAGCAGAGGCGGCGGAUGGGAACGACGGGGUUUGUCAGAGUAUGCUAGGAUGCAACCAGCCCAAGAACCUACCUCCUCCCAAGAGAGUGUACAGGGACAUCUUCGAGGAGGAGAGAGAGCUUGCUCGUCAGAGGGAGGCGGAGGCGGAGGCGGCAAGAGCGGAGCAGAGGAAGAAGCAGAUGCUCGCGCUGAAGAAUCAAACUGAGGUCCUGAUCUCGGGGAGGAAGACGUUGGAGAAGGACAUGCAGGAGGCUUUCAAGCAGCUUGACGGUCAGGCCGACGACUUCUCGGCAUGGGACGACGUGAGGAGGAUGGCAAGGCUGUACGAUACGGCUCUUCGAAAGGAUGGAAUGAACUUGCUGAUAGAUAAAAUCAAGAAGGCGAAGCUCCAAGUUGACAAGUCAAAGGCCGACGACAACGCCAACAAGUUCAACAAGGCUCUUCAGAACCUGGACAAGGCGGCGAAGAAGAGAAAUAUGGAGGAAGUGAGGGGAUACUUGAACGAAGCCCUUAGUGCCUUCGAUGGUUGGACUGCGCUGCUGCCGGAUUUCUCGUGA